This is a messenger RNA of Lingula anatina, 7475 nucleotides long. RefSeq names its product receptor-type tyrosine-protein phosphatase kappa. Gene Ontology annotation, biological process: protein dephosphorylation. NCBI's taxonomy places the organism in Eukaryota, Metazoa, Brachiopoda, Lingulata, Lingulida, Lingulidae. The record is from RefSeq and is a predicted model, not a curated record. Gene Ontology annotation, molecular function: protein binding; protein tyrosine phosphatase activity.
AGCCGGAUGCGCGAUCUCAAAAGAACAUGGAAAGAUGGAUGUGGUUUCACUUCCUGAUUGUUUUGAGAAUAUUUGCGUGCAUUUCAGAGAUCUAUGUCCCCUACCAAUGUGAUGAUGGGUACUUCGGCUGGCAUUGUAAGUUUCAGUGCCAGUGUUAUGCAGAUGGAGAAGUGUGUAACAAGACAACUGGCUCCUGUCUUAGUGGUUGUGCUGGAGAUAACUGGGGACCUGGAUGCCUGCUUAAUUCAUCAUGUUAUUAUGAUUGCUGUGACGAUGAAGAGAAUGGGGGCUUUAAAUAUGCUGGGAAAAAAUAUGCUGGGAAAAUUUUAGAGGGUGGCAUAUCAACAUGUUAUUUGUGGACUAAUGCCAGUAAUCAGUACAAACUAAAGGAUGUUGAUGUUCCUGAGAUGAACAUAACUUUAGCAAGGAACUACUGCAGGAAUUCAGAGAGCCUUCCAGGAAAAAAACCCUGGUGUAAUAGUAUUGGCGGAUUUAUUUACUGUGAUAUAAGUAAAUGUGAGUGUCCUGACUACCGCUUUGAUGGGCAGAACAACUGUAACAAGGACUGUAGGUGCAGAGACAGCAGUGAGGUGUGUAAUAAGGAAACAGGUGCCUGCACAAGUGGAUGCUCAGUGGGAUGGGGAGGAACAGGCUGCCAGGACUGUACACUUGGGGAGAAACCUUCAGCCACAUCAACAGCUACUAGUCUCACAGUUAGUUGGAAUACCACAACAUGUAAUCAAUCUGGUGUGCCAGGAAUCCAGUAUGUAUUAGAAUAUGCUGAACUACUUGGUGAUACAUGGCAAUCAAUAGACAAGAGUGGAGAAGAUUGUAAUACCAAGUGUGAGGUCACAGUUUUUAACUUGCUGCCUGAUAUGGUGUACCUGGUGAGGGUGAGGAUAAGACAAGAUGAUAAUCAACUUGGCCCCUUUUUGGAGGAUGAAACCACUCGAGUUAAAACAAUGUGUGACAAGCCUCAUAGAUUUAAUUCCAGCCAGUUCCAUAUACGAGAGGUUUCAGAGUCUAAUAGAAGAGUUAUCAGGGUUACUUGGAAUAAAAUAACUGAUCAAAAUUGGAAGUGCCAGGAUAGAAGAGAGAUUAGAAUUAGGUAUAAGAAUGGAACUGAUGCUAAUGAGGUAACACAAACUGUUGCAGCCAAUGCAACAUACAGAGACUUUGACACUGCUGCCUGCACAGACUGGAAUAUCCGAAUAAAGCUUGUAAAUAAAAAGGACAAUUCUGGCUUUUCAAAGGGAAACACCAUAACAACUUCUACAGUUGUUGCACAAGUUGCCUCACUGACAAAAGGCUCCAUUACUCCCAUGUCAGCCACCAUUCAUUGGAGCCCCCCUAGAUUCACUGGCUGUAAUAUAACAGGGUACAAUAUUACAGCAUUCAGGUUACAGGAGGAGUGCAGUCAAUUGUCAGAUCACCAGACAUCUACAUUAUUGAGUGAAAUAACAACACAUUACACAUUUACAAAAUUAUAUCCAAAUUCACAGUAUGAUAUAUCUAUUAAAGCGGUUUCUGGAGCACUUGAGGGGGAUCCACAAUUGCUACAAAUCAAGACUUUAGAAGCAGCUCCUUCAUGUGCUCCUAGUCCAGAAUCAAAAACUGCUGACUGCAAGAAAAGAUCUGUUACCAUGAUGUGGGCUGAACUCCAAUGUGAUUGUCAAAAUGGACCUAUCAUUGGAUACGACUAUAGCAUUAGACCUGCAAAUGACUCUGACUGUGUCUAUGGGACUAUAGAUAAUUAUACAAGUUCUCUCUCAGUGACCAUUCAUAAGUUAGUGCCAUUUACCAGUUAUGUAUUCCGUGUGCGAGCUAAAAACAAUCAAGGGGGUGGACCCUGGAGCAGCGAGAUCCCAGUAAAAACAUUAGAAGAUGUUCCACCUAAGAUCACCGAUAUCAGAACCAACAGCAAUGCCACUGCCAUAGAAAUCCAAUGGGAGGUCCCUUGUCCAGCACAUGGGGUCAUAACCCGCUAUGAGAUAAAAUACAAGCAGAAGAAUGCUGAUACCUUCUCAGCUCCCAUAAACUGUGAUAGUUGCACUGACAUUUACUGGAUACAUAAAGGACUGCAAGCAGAUACAGACUAUGUUGUAAAGGUGAGUGCCUGCACGAAGAGUGGCUGUGGAGCAGACAGUGAUGAAUAUUUUGUAAGGACCACAGAAGGCAUCCCUGAGCCUCCAGAAAACCUAACUUUGAUUUCUGCCACACCCACAACUCUCAAUGUUUCUUGGUUAGAGCCUUGGAAGAGGAAUGGGCUGAUAAGGAAUUAUCAGGUUUCCUUUUUCCCUGUGGACCUGGACAAGAACCGAGAAAGAGUCCAGGAGGUGUUAGGUGAUCAGUUCCAUUUGGUUAUAGAAGGACUGAGACCUUCCACCCAAUAUGAAGUUCAAGUACGGGCAAAGACAUAUGAAUAUGGGGAACCUGUAAAUCAGACAUUUUGGACAGAUUUACCUAGUGUUACCUCAGAAAUAAUGCCAAUGGUUUCUAUAAGCAAAGAGGCAGUCACACCAACUACUGUUACAUUAAGCCUUUAUCCUGUUAAAUAUGAAGGGCCUAUCAAGUACUACCGUGUGGUUGUGGAAAAACAGAGUGGACCACUAAGAAAAAGAAGGGAUAUUGUCACAUUUGAUGAGUCUACCCUCACUGGCAUAGAUAAUGCAUUGCAAAAGCGUGAUACCAAGUAUAUUGCCAUUCAGUUGUCAUAUGAAGAAUUAGACCCAGACUCUGGGAAGGAAGUGGUGGUUGGAGAUGGGAAAGUGUAUGAUGGAUACAGGAAUCCUCCUUUGGUACAAAACCAGCAGUACAAGAUUUACACUGGAUUUCUAGCUGAGCUUCCAAAUGGAAAUCAGAAGUCUGCUUAUCAGGAAGUUCAGGCUAUAGAUUUAGAAGGUCUUGGUAAUGCUUUCACAGUGAAAGAUUAUAAAAGUUUGUCAUUAGGGACUGCUGUGGGAAUUGCAGUAGCAGUAGUGGUGUUGGUAUUUAUUGGUUUGGCAGUUUUUGUGAUUGUUUGGAGGAGAAGACGUCAGAAGCCAAAAAGAGAUUCCCACAACAUACCACUAACUAAGGUCCACAAAGAGAAAAACGAUGUAGUUCCUGCUUCAAAUGAAGCUGUCUCUGCUAGCUCUGAACUACACCAACCUCCUUCCACUCAAACUCCAGUUUACACUAAGCCAGGAAUCCCACCAAAACCUGACCAGGCACCGUUGCUUAUUCAAAAUGGGAAUGUUUCCAAUCCCAUCAGAGUGCAGGAUCUUGCCACAUUUGUUCAAGAUGCCAAGAAUUCUGGGUUGCUGGCAGAGGAAUAUGAGUCAUUGCCUUCUGCACAAACUGCUUCUUGGGAUGUUGCCAAAAAACCUGAGAACAAAAAGAAGAACCGCUACGCAAACAUAGUUGCAUAUGACCACAGUAGGGUUGUCCUGUCUCAGUUGCCAGGAAAUCCACACUCAGACUACAUAAAUGCAUGUCACAUGGAUGGUUACAAAAAGCCCAGCUACUUUAUUGCUGCACAAGGUGCAAUUGAAACAACCUUGGAAGAUUUUUGGCGUAUGAUAUGGGAAAAGGAUGUUAAUACCGUGGUCAUGGUAACAAACUGUGUGGAAGAUGGAAGGAGAAAAUGUGAGAAGUACUGGCCAGACACAGUACAGAGCUAUGGAAUGUUUACAGUGCACUUAGAGAAGGCAGAAGAACUGGCAGAGUACACCAUAAGAACCUUUUCUUUAUAUUUGACUGAAAACCCAAAGACUACCCGCACAGUGACGCAGUUUCAUUUCACAUCAUGGCCAGACCAUGGAGUUCCGACGUAUGCCACCUCUGUUCUGCAGUUUCACAAACGUGUAAAGAUUUUCUGUGCCCAGAUGCCAGGACCUGUCAUGGUUCACUGCAGUGCUGGAGUUGGUCGCACUGGGACUUUUAUCUUGUUGGACAUCAUUCUUGACCAAGCUCAAGAAGAAAAAACAGUGGACAUUCUUGGUCAGUUGAUGAAGAUGAGGCAGCAGAGAGUUAAUAUGAUACAGACAUUGGAUCAGUAUCUAUUUGUGUAUGAUGCAGUGGUUGAAUCAGCUAUCUGCGGAGAUACCUUCAUUCCAACUGAUCGUUUUAGUCAAGCAUUUAACAAACUGUGUAAGAUCAAUGCAGUGACAAGAACUGCUGGACUAGAAGUGGAGUAUGGGACCUUGUGCAAAAUUUCCCCAGUUUUAAAAAUUGCUGAUUGUCAGGACUCACAACUUCCUGAAAACAGCAAAAAGAACCGCUUUCCCAGUAUAAUUCCCCCUGACACUUCUCGCCCUUUUCUUAGCCCGAGAGUAGAUGGAACAAAUUAUAUCAAUGCAGUGUUUGUAGAUGGUUACAGACAGCGUAAUGCAUUCAUAGUUACACAGAUGCCUUUGUCCCAUACAGUGGUAGAUUUCUGGCGCAUGAUCUGGGAUCAUGACUCGUUCUCCAUUGUUAUGCUAAAUGAACCUGAUGAAGAUGAGACUUGUGCCGUAUAUUGGCCUGCAGAUGGCAGUAGCAUCAGUCAUGGUCCAUUCACAAUUCAGCACAAGUCCAGCCAGCUAGUCAUUGAUGACUCCAUUCGAUUGAUCACUUUACAGCUGAGUACUUAUAACAAGUUCAAGAGUGAAGAUGUGCGGACCAUCAGAUUGUUCCAAUUUCUGUCAUGGCCUCAGGGACGCUAUGAGCCCACCAAUGGGUUAGCACUGAUCGAGCUUCUGGAUCAGGUGGAAAGAUGGCAACAGAAGACUGGGAACAAACCAGUCACAGUGCACUGUCUGGAUGGUUCCACGAAGAGUGGCGUGUAUGUAACGGUCAGCUGUGUGGUGGACAAGGUCAAGCUGGAGCAAGGUGUUGAUGUGUUCCAUGUAGUGAAGAAUGUCCGCAUCAACAGACCACAAUUCAUUGCUAAUAUUGAGCAGUAUGACUUCUGCUACACUUUUGCCAAACUGUAUCUAGAUUCAUUUGAGAACUACUCAAAUUUUCAAAUUCGCUAAAAUGUGCCAAAAGGGGAACUGCUGAUAGGCUGAAAAAAGUGCAAAUAUGGAACCUUUGCCAUAAAAACAAAGGCUGAUAAUUGGUACUUGUACUAAGGGUCCAACCUUAUCUUUGAAGUAUCUUCCAGAUGGACAAUUUUGUGUUGGGUACAAAGAAAAAUUUGCAGAAGAGAAAUUUCAUUAAGGUCCUCAACAAUUUCAGAUUACCAUAUUUGAAAAGUUUUAUUAUUACAAGCAUUGAUUUUACUUUCACAUUUAUAGCAUUUGUUCAGAAGUAGUCCCAUGGCAUAAAAGCAUACAAAAUGCCUCUGAGGUAUUAAAAGAGGUUACUUUUAUAGAAAAUGGUACUUAGUGAUAACCGUAAGAUUUAAGGCAAGAAGAGACGGAUAAAUUGCCUCUUGAAUUAUCUUAAUGUGACAAUAGUCACAAACUUUUUAUAUGCAUUGUAUAACUUGUUAGGGAGAAAGGUUUGAAUUGCUCUUGAAAGAAAUGCUAUUAUUGUAAACAAUUUUUGUGAUCACUAUCUUAAAAUUUACAAUUAUUUUUUAAUGUUUAUGAUUAUCAUAACAUAUUGGAAUGUUCCAAAGCUUUUGUAUUUUGUCAGUUUAAUACAAAAAUAUAUGUGAUAUUGGAUAAAAAUAUUUGUAUCUGGGCUACCAUUCCACAAUUACAUUCAGUCAAAUGUUAGUCCUAAGCUUUAAGGUAAAAGACAUUCAGUUUUUGACUAUGAAUUCAGCAACUUUGGUGAAGCAACUUGAACUGUUGACAAAUGGCACAAAAUUUUGAUCAAAUAUUGCUUCAUUAUUGUCAAAUUCUUUUGAACUUGCCUAUACUAUCAAUAAUAUUGCCUGUAUCAUCAAGAAUGUUAUACAGAAAUGUAAUUAGUAGUGAUAUCACAAACAUGCAUAGCACAAACAUAGUGUGAUAUUUCAGGCAUUUAUUAGACCAUAAACUAUAACUGGGCAACCAGUAUGUGUAUAUUUGAUAUUAAUGUACCAAAUAUUAUAUUUUUUUCAAGUCAAGAUUGAUUCUGCCAAAUAAUAUUCCCAGCAUUUAUUUAAAGGUAUAUUUGGUUGAUAACUAACUUUAUAUGUUUUAUAAAUAUUGGUCUAGCAUGGAGUUGUCUUUUAUAACAAAUUGGAAUUUAUAAACCCCCAGUUUUAUUGAAGAAUUGAGCCCAAAACGGAUAUAGAAUUGCUUUACAUGUGUUUUUAUAUUAAGGUGCUGCCAUAAAACUUUCAAUUGAUAAAAACAUUCAUCAGUGUAUUCUAAUAAAAAUGAUGUUGUAAUAAUUGUACAAGAAAAUUUUUUGUAGACAUUAGAUAUUAUUUUUAUACCCUUAUUAGAAUUUUAUAUUGAAAUGGUAAUGAUAGGUUUAGUAUUACAAAAGUAAUCAUGCUUAUCAAAAUUUAAAAUGGUGGCCAUUUUGUAUAAUUUUAGUUAAUAUAGGCCAGGCUGAGUAUUGCUUUAUAGUGUGCUUUUAAGGUGUGUGUAUCUUUUAUUAUUAUUAUUAUUAUUAUUUUGUUAUUAUUUAUUUUUAUUUAUUUAUUUAUUUAUUUUUUUUUUUUUUUUGUAUUCCGGUGCCAAAGAAAGCUUGAUGAGGAUGAGUGCUUUUAGCUUUAUUUAAACUGUAAAAAUAACUUUUUUUACUUUAGGGUGUACGUUUUUUGCUAUCACACUGAAAACUUUUUAAAUCACCUUUUACUAAACCAGAAUUAGGAAGGUCAGGUUUGUGGUGUAUCUUCAUCCAGUAUUUGUGAUUUUAAUGGUGCUAUGCACAUUGUGCCUGAAAAAUUAUAUUUUGCAUGUUGUUUUUUUGUCUUUGCUACAUCAGUUUGUGUAUUGUUUGUUUUGAUAAGGUUCCCAAAAAGACAUUCCUUGAGACUUAAUAUAAAAGGUGUUCCUGCAAAUCAUGAAGCUCACAUGUUAAUUACCACACAAUUGAAUUGGUAGCUUGAUAUGCUAAGAGUCCGUCUUUAGUUAUUGUAAAAUUCUUGAAAAACAUCCUUGUAUUUUGUGAAGUCAUAAAUAGUUUCCAAAACUAUAUAGAGGAGGCACAACGCAUUUGGGUGCAUUUUUCUGAAUCUCUUUAGCUCUUGAGCUUAACAUAGCAGAAGUAUCUGUAAUAUUUUAACAGAAUAAGCAUGACAGAUCAAGGGAGGAAAAUUGGGGGGGGUUGAUUUUAACAAAUUGAAGUGAGUUUAUUGAUACAGGAUGUUUUUACAUAAAAAAAUAUCCAUAGUAUUUUCAACAGAGCAGUUUAAUGGUAGUUCUUAUAUUCUUUGCAUGUCUUAUUUUAUACAUUACUUGUAUAUGCUUUAAAACAUACAGUUUUUGUAAUGUAAACUCUCCUCUAUAUUCUGAAUAAAGUAAUAUUUCAAAUUAUUUGGUCACACAUAAACACUUUGGUACAUAAAUGUUUGAUUCUAAAUAAAUAAAUGGGUACAAAUUUUGAAAAAGUAAAUAAACACAAAGGAA